Molecule: messenger RNA, 2575 nt
Organism: Thecamonas trahens ATCC 50062
Lineage: Eukaryota; Apusomonadida; Apusomonadidae
Exons: 2
Coding region: 1-2556 (851 amino acids)
Cellular component (GO): nucleolus
Molecular function (GO): GTP binding
Source: RefSeq, a predicted model, not a curated record
AUGAAUCGCCUCGAAACCCCAGCGUCCAGCGCAGAUCCCACGCCACCCGUCUUUGGCUUGCAGGUACAGGGGAAGAUGCCGGGACCCAACAGCAAGUUCCGCAAGCUGUCGACGUCCAACUCGUCGACCAACCAAGAUCGUGUCCUGUCGCGGACAGACACGGACCACAAGUCGAUGCGGUCACGGUCGACGGUUCGGCGGCUUGCGAUGUACAAGCAGAAGGAUAAGAUCCGCAACAAGCACGGCAAGGUGAUCGGCGGGUACCUUACGUCAAACAAGGCCGGCAAGCCGGUUCGGAUCGAGCCGUCGCGGCGGUGGUUCGGCAACACCGAUGUGGUGUCGCAGGACAAGCUGACCGAGUUCCGCGAGGCACUGGCAAACCAGGUGAACAACCCGUACGCGGUGCUGCUGAAGCAGAAGAAGAUUCCGAUGGGACUGCUCAAUGAGUCUGCAUCGUCGCCAUACGCGACAGGCAAGAAGUCGACGUCGUCGCUCGGCACGACGCCGCGGUCGCACAUUCUGGACACCGAGCCGUUUGAGGCUGUGUUUGGCCCGCGCGGGACGCGCAAGCGGCCCAAGGUCGGCGCGAUUGACAUGGCGACGCUUGCCGAGACGGUUGCCGAGGGCGUGGCGACGUACUCAGAGUCGACGGACCGCAACAUCAAGGUGGAGACCGAGUACAAGGACGUGACGCGGAGCGGGAUUUUUGCCAAGGGCCAGUCGCGGCGGAUUUGGGGCGAGCUGUACAAGGUCAUUGACUCGUCGGACGUGGUGCUGCAGGUGCUCGACGCGCGUGACCCGAUGGGCACGCGGUCUGCGCGGAUUGAGCGGCAUCUCAAGGAAGAGGCGCCGCACAAGCACAUGGUGCUUGUGCUCAACAAGUGCGAUCUGGUUCCGACGUGGGUCACGGCUCGGUGGAUCAAGGUGCUCUCGGCCGAGUACCCGACACUGGCCUUCCACGCCUCGCUCUCCAACUCGUUUGGCAAGGGCGCGCUCAUCCAGCUCCUCCGGCAGUUUGCCAAGCUGCACUCGGACAAGCCGCAGAUUUCGGUCGGCCUCAUUGGGUACCCGAACGUGGGCAAGUCGUCGAUUAUCAAUACGCUCAAGGCCAAGGUGACGUGCCCGACGGCGCCGGUGCCCGGGCAGACCAAGGUGUGGCAGUACGUGACGCUCAUGCGGCGCAUCUAUCUCAUCGACUGCCCCGGCGUGGUGUACGAGUCGGACUCGAACGACACAGAGACGGACAUUGUGCUCAAGGGUGUGGUGCGGGUGACCAACCUGACCAACCCGGAGGACCAUGUCCAGGGCGUGCUCGACCGGGUCAAGAGCGUCUACCUCCAGCGGACGUACGGCAUCCUCGAGUGGGAGUCCGCUGGCGACUUUCUGACCCAGCUCGCCCGCAAGCUCAACCGGCUCAACAAGGGCAACGAGCCCGACACGUACACCACCGCCAAGCAGGUGCUCAACGACUGGAUCCGCGGCAAGAUCCCGUACUUUGUCAAGCCGCCGUUUGAGGACAACAUUGCCGACGCCGAGGUGGUCGAGGAUUACGAGGCCGCGCUCGCCAUCGCCCGCCAGCGCCUGGAGGACCAGACUGGCACGCUUGCCGAGGACGCCGCCCGCGCCAAGCUCGAGGCUCUUAUCGAGCGCGGCCCGGCCGAGCCGGUCGUCCCCGAGCCGCCGACCUCAGCAGAGUCCGAGGGCAAGGGCGCCAUUGCCCGCGGGCCCAAGGUCGAGCCGGUCUUCCCGGAGGAGGAGGAUCCCGACGCACUGCGGUAUGACCGCGCGGCGCGCAUGCAGGCCCAGCGCCGCCAGCAGGGCCCCGAGACGCUGUUCGGCGAGGAGGCAAGCUCCGAGGCGCUGCCCACGCCCGCUCCGUCGGCCAAGGCCCGCAAGGUCGCCCUGGCCAAGAAGAAGGCCAAGAAAGCCAAGAAGAGCGCGAAAUCGGAAGCUUCGUCCGGCCCGUCGGUCGCCCAGAUGCUCUCGUCGAUGCCGCAGUCCAAGGCCCUGGCCAACCUUGACGAGGAGGACGCCAAGUCGGCUGCCGAGCGCGCCGGGGUGCCCAUCUCGGCCCGCCCGGUCGUUAACUGGGACGACGUCUUUGCCGCCGUCAUCGGUGAAGAGGUCGACACCAUCGAGCCGCCGUCCGACGAUGGUGCAGACUCGGGCUCUUCUUCGGGCUCGUCCUCGGGUUCCAGCUCGUCCUCGGGCUCGUCCUCGAGCUCUGACUCGGACGCUGCUACCAAGUUUGGCGUCAUGGCUGGCCCGUACAUUCCCAAGCGGACGCUCGAGGAGGCGCGCGCUGAGAUGAAGGCCAUCAAGGCCCGCAAGGCCGCGCGGCGUGCGGCCCAGGCCGAGGAGUCGGCCGCGGCCCGCAAGGCCAGCUCUAAGAAGAAGAGCUCGGCCAAGCGCCGGCGCAACAACCGCGACGACGACGGCACCCUGCGCAAGCGCCCCAGGACGCUCAAGGAGCCGCGGAUGACCACCAACAAGCGGAAGACUGGAAAUCACUACUAUGCCACGGCAAACGUCAAGGAUCGCAAGCAUCGGCGCUGAUAAAGUUUAUCUCCGUAGA